Molecule: messenger RNA, 5567 nt
Organism: Diorhabda carinulata
Lineage: Eukaryota; Metazoa; Arthropoda; Insecta; Coleoptera; Chrysomelidae
Exons: 16
Coding region: 10-2592 (860 amino acids)
Biological process (GO): proteolysis
Molecular function (GO): serine-type carboxypeptidase activity
Source: RefSeq, a predicted model, not a curated record
CAACGACAAAUGGAAAUGUUGAAAUUAGUGUUGGUAUCGAUUUUAUUUAAUUUAACUUCGGGUAAACAAGGUUUUGGUCCAACCGAUCAAGAAUGGGGAUAUUCCAUGGUUAGAAAAGGUUCUUACAUGUUUUGGUGGUUACAUUAUACCACGGCUAAUGUUUCGAAUCCCACGGAAAGACCUUUGAUCAUUUGGUUACAAGGCGGACCUGGUGGUUCUUCAACUGGUUACGGUAAUUUCGCCGAAUUAGGACCAUUAGAUCUGGAAUUAAAACCACGAAAUACCACGUGGGUUCAAUGGGCUAACGUAUUAUUCGUUGAUAAUCCAGUUGGAACUGGAUUUAGUUACAUCGAUGAGGAAGGUUCUUUUACGGAAAACAAUACACAGAUAGCGCAAGAUUUUUUGGUUUUUUUAAAAGAUUUUUAUGAAAGAUUACCGCAAUUCAAAAAAGUACCUUUAUAUAUAUUUUGCGAGUCAUAUGGUGGAAAAAUGACACCAGAAAUAGCUUUAUCAAUAUAUAAUGCUGAAAAAAAUGGAGAUAUUGAUUCGAAUCUUCGAGGAAUAGGUUUGGGAGAUUCGUCGGUGUCCCCAGUUGAUUCCGUAUUAAUGUACGCACCUUAUUUAUUGAAUUUGGGAAUUAUUGACGACGAUGGCUACGAUGCUAUAAUGGAACUAGCAUAUGCAGUUAAAGAUGCUGUAGAUAACGAGAAUUUUGAUGAAGCUUUCGAUUUAUCUAACCUUGUAGCAGCUAAAAUAGACGAAAAAAGUUAUAACGUAGAUUUUUACAACGUAUUAUCAAAGAAAACCUCAUCCACUAAGAAGAUAGAAUCAUAUCAUCUGGGAGACGCUCUUGAUGAUAUUAUGAACAGGAAAGUAGCUCCGGCUUUAAAUUUAACUCAUCAGUGGCAGUUUUUGAACUACGAUGUAAAUUCAGCUUUAAAAUUGGAUAUUAUGAAAGCAGUUCCUUAUCUCGUAGAAAAAUUAUUGAAUUCUACUGAUAUUAAAGUAGCUGUUUAUAAUGGCCAAUUAGAUCUAAUUGUCGAUACACCAGGUCAAGUAAAUUGGGUUAAAAAGAUGAAUUUCGAAAAUAAACAUUUGUGGGAACAAGCUGAACGUUUACCUUUCCAUAUCGAAGGAUUUAUGGAAGGAUACGUUAAAAAAUACGAUAAAUUCGCUUUUUAUUGGGUGAAUAACGCCGGACAUAUGGUUCCAGCGGAUAAUCCAUCAGCUAUGGAAUAUAUUUUGAGAGACGUUACAAAUAAUUUCGAAAUAUCUGAAUCUGUAUUAGAUAAAAAAAAAUCAUACAAACGAACGCAGUAUGUUAAAUUUAUAACAACCAGUCUGUUUGAUGAAAACAUGUUGAGUGAAAUUACUAUUAUGUUUUUGUUCAAGAUAAUAAUCGUUACAGGCGAUCAAGGAUUUGGUCCUUAUGUACAAGAUUGGGGUUUCAUUGAAGUGCGAGACAGAGCUCAUAUGUUUUGGUGGCUGUUUCAUACCACAGCCAAUGUAUCAAAAUCAACAGAUAGACCGUUAAUAAUUUGGUUACAAGGUGGACCUGGAGCGUCUUCGACAGCGUACGGAAAUUUCGGCGAAAUAGGACCUUUGGAUACCGAUUUAAAUUAUAGGAAUUCAACUUGGAUUCGGUUCGCUAAUUUGUUAUUUGUUGAUAAUCCCGUAGGAACAGGUUUUAGUUACGUGGAAAACGGAGAUUUGUAUACGAGGACGAAUACGGAAAUCGCGCAGGAUUUUUUAAUUUUUUUGAUAAAAUUCUUCGAAAAACUACCGCAAUAUCAACAAGUUCCCACGUAUAUUUUUUCUGAAUCUUAUGGUGGGAAAAUGGCCGUAGAAAUAGCUCUUGUUUUAGCUAAAACAAACGAAAAUCGUAAAAUCAAACUAAAUUUCAAAGGUGUUGUUUUGGGAGAUUCGUGGAUAUCCCCUGUAGAUUUUGUUAUGACUUGGCCUAAGUAUUUAUUAAAUUUGGGUUUUGUAGAUAAUGAUGGUUAUGAAGAUAUUAUGGAAGCUGCUUUCAAAGUAGAAAAAUCUAUUAGACAAGAAAAUUAUACUGAAGCUUUUAUAAAUUGGAGGCAAACUCAAAAUUUAAUUGAAGCAGUCACUGGAGGUGUCGAUUUUUAUAAUGUACUUAAUAUCGAACAUCAAAUAAAUAGAACCAAAUUGUUCAAUAUAAUGGAUAAAGUGAAAAUCGCCCUCAAUCUUUCCGUAAAAUGGAACGAAGGAUCUUCAGUGUUUUCAAAACUAAUAGAAGAUUUCAUGAAACCUGUAACUCAUAUCGUAGAAGAAAUUCUGAAUACUACACAUUUUAAAGUGGCCGUAUAUAAUGGACAAUUAGAUUUGAUAGUCGAUACACCCGGUACAUUAAAAUGGAUUAGGAAUUUAAACUAUAAAGAUAAAAAUAAAUGGGAAAAAACAACUAGAUCAUCAUUUUUUAUAAAUAAACGUCUUGAAGGAUACGUCAAAAAAUAUGAAAAUUUCUCUUUCUAUUGGAUUAAUAGAGCUGGACAUAUGGUACCUUUAGAUAAUCCUGCAGCUAUGCGUUAUAUACUAGAAGACGUUACUGAUCAUUUCCAAACUUAAUUAUAGUAGUUACGAAUAUUAUUACCUGGACUAUACAAUUAAUACAGUUUUGUAUCCAAAAAAAGUAUCUUCAAUUUCGAAUAGUAAAAAAACGGAACGACUCGCUCAAAAAAAAAUAAAAUGUUAUCCAAUUCAGAUUAUAGGAAGUUAUAUGCGCGAUGGUAACAGCAGAAAAUAUGUUUCAGAGCAUAUGUAAUAUUAAAAACACUCAAAGUAAUGGAUAUACAUUUAUGCAUAUUUAUAACCAAGACACUUCUGUUUGUGAAUUGUUGUUUUAUUUGUAAGGACUGAGAAUAAUGGUUGGGAGUUUGGAAAUCGUUUUGGAAAUCAACCCAGUGCCGUCGUACUAUAUUUUACAUUCGAAAAUUUAUAGUUUGUUCAACAGAAUAUACAGGGUGUCUCAAGACGAGUUAAAACUAUGUGUAUAUGGCAAAAAUCUUGAACAUUUCUACGUUUGGGUCUAUAACUUUGUUAUUUCAAAUAAAACACCCUGUAUAUUAAUACAUAUUUGAAAUCUACGUGAAAUUUUAGUAUACUUUUGUUUAAAAACUUUAUUCGAAAAAUGCAUACUUUUUGAGUUAUUAAUUCUUUUAUAAGAAAAUUAAACUAUUGCAGACCCUUAUAAAUUAUUAUUUUACGAAGAUACCCUUAAAGAUAUGAAAAUGGUUUCUACUCAGUUCUCUUAGGCAAAAUCAUACGUUAUUAAAUCUAUGUUGGAACAUUUUUCAUUUUAUACAGGGUGUGUAUAAAAAGUGUUUAAAAUUUAACUUGAUAAAUAUCAAAUUUCUUUAUUUUUUUAAAUAAAACACCCUGUAUAUUAAUACAUUUUUGAAAUCUACGUAAUAUUUUAGUAUACUUUUGUCUAGGAACUUUUUUCGAAAAAUGGAUACUUUUUGAGUUAUUAAUUCUUUUAUAAGAAAAUUAAACUAUUGCAGACCCUUAUAGAUAAUUUUUUUACUUGGAUACCCUCAAAGAUAUGAAAAUGGUUUCUAUUCGGUUGUUUUAGGAAAAAUCAGACGUAUUUGAAUCUAUGCUGGAAUAUUUUUCAUUUUAUACAGGGUGUGUAUAAAAAGUGUUUAAAGUUUAACUUCAUAAAUAUCAAAUUUAUUUAUUUUUUUUAAUAGAACCACCCGGUUUUUUCUAUUUUCGUGCAUUCAGGGUUGAAAAAUCAGUAUAUUUUCCUAUACUUAAACCGUUAUCCAGAUAUUAAAUAUUUCCUGUAAAUUUUUAGAGAUGCAGGUAUGGUCUAAAUUUUAUUUUGAUACAAGCACUAAGAAAUAAAAAGGUAAUUUUAUUGAUCUUGUCAAGGUCUAUGGAAAAAAUCGGAUAAAAUUCAUUCACUAGUCCUAUUCCAGCAUAAAUGCAUUAAAAUAGGAAAAAUCAGGUGGUUUAAUUAAAAAAAAAAAUGAAAAAAAUUGAUAUUUAUGAAGUUAAACUUUAAACACUUUUUAUAUACACCCUGUAUAAAAUGUAAAAUUUUUCAACAUAGAUUCAAAUACGUCCGAUUUUGUCUAAAACAACCGAACAAAAGCCAUUUUUAUAUUUUUAAAAAUAAAGUCGUAAAAAAAUAAUUUAUAAGAGUGUGCAACGGUCGAAUUUUUUUCAAAAAAAUCAAUAACUCAAAAAGUAUGCAUUUUUCGAAAAAAGUUUUUAGUCAAAAGAUAUAAGAUUACACGUAGACUUCAAAAAUGUAUUAAUAUACUGGGCGUUUUAUUUAAAAUAACAAAGUUACAGUCGAAUUUAUGAUUUAACUGUAAAUAUUUUGUCAUAUACAGAUAGUUUUAACUCGUCUUGGGACACCCUGUAUAUGAAAAACGAUUCGAUUCAGUGAAACAUUUAAUAAGAUUACAAAAUUGUUCAAUAUUAAUAUAAUUCACCAAGUUUUGACAUGUGGAAAUACUGUUGGAAAAAUAUCAAAUCUGGGGUCACAUAUAUUCCCUUCCAAAGGAUCUAAUUCUGAAGAACCAAGUGUUUACACCUGAUCUAUCCUUUUAAAAAAUCUAGAAUGUGCGAUUGCUUUUAUAACCAGAAAUUUUCGUCUUCUAUUUCAAGGUCCCCCAGGUGUAGAGCUUCAGACUUUUACACUUCAAGAGAAUGUGGAUAGAGAUGCACCAAUACCUGUAAGCUGCAUUAUCUGUCAAGUCUAGAGGCUUCAGGAUGACAGUGCUCCAAUAGAACUCUUAUUAAAUCGAUACUUCCAGCAGAUCUACUCUGCUUAUAGUUCCCAGGAAGAGUUUUGGCCUGUCUUAGUCCUUGUAAUUUAUCCCAAUAAUUGGUUUUGAUCUAACAUCUUUUCCAGUGCUUUUUGCAUCUGCUUUUACAGUUUGAGGUGGAAUUUUUCUCAAAACUAACCUUUUUCGAUGCAUUAUAAGUGCUAAGGAAUGAAAAACUUUUAGUAUUUGAGGUCUCAGAUAAAAGUAUAGAUGCCGGUACAUUUUGUAUACUCAAUUCCAUCCAGCGCCUGGACUAAUGGAUGCAAAUGAAAAACCUUACACUUUGUAAAACCUUAAAGCUAUCAGUUAACGAACUUUGAGUUUAAUUAGCUUCUGAAUCGUGUGACAUAGAUCAGAGAAAAUACAUUGAAUAUAAAGAUCUUUAUCAUUGUUUGGAUUAAAUUAGUGUAAGUACUAUUAGAUUAAUUUGAAAUUUUAUCAAAAGAAACUAUAUGAAUGUAGUAUUUUGUUAAUAAACCCUUUACUCAUCAAAAAUUUUUUACUACAAAGUAAUUACGAGAAGUAAAUUGUUUGUUAUAAUCCACAGGAUUGAAAAACAAUAAUUUUAUUCAAAAUUUUAUAUUGAGUUAAAUAUUUGGCUCUAUUAUAUCCCAAUUAUUGAGUCUUUUUGAGUUUCGUAGUCUAUUAAAUAUUCAUUUGGGUCCUUGUUAGAUUUUUGAGUCUUAAAAGUUUAUUUUUGACAUACAUUCAUCUUGUAAGCAAUUACAAUGUUAAUUGUUAAUUAAAACUGUUAUUAUCGUU